AUGGCUCUUCCCCCCUUCGCCCAGCCCCUCAGCUGCUCCCUAGGGCGCAGGUCGGACUGCUCAGAGGCGGCGACGGCGCCCUCAGACUCCCGCGAUGAGUCAGCUGCUGCAGUUGCAGCAGCAGCCGCAGCGGCGGAGGCCGCCCUAUCGCCGCGCGACGAGGACUGCUGCUGCGGAGGAGGCGUGAGCAGCAAGAAGAGCAGCAGCAGCAGCAGCAGCAGCAGCGUGUGCGGAGGCGGGCGCGUGCCGAGCACCUGCGUCGUGGGCGUGGAAAGCCCCGUGUCCGUUGAAGAGGGGCCCCCCAUUUGCCAGGCCAAGGCCGCCAGCACUGAGGGGCCCCUGGGGGGCCCCUCGCCGCCGCCGCCGCGGCGGCUGCAGUCGGGCUACGUGCCCUACAACCCCUACGGGCUCUCGCGGCUCGCGCGGCAGCUGCUGGAGCUCACCGAGCUGCCUUUUAUGAUUCUUUGGAUUUAUUUUGCUUAUUUUCUUGUUAUUGUUGCUCUCACAGCUCACAAAGUCCGCUCCAGGGUUUGGCUCAGUGCCCUCGUGGCCGGCACUCUCGUGGGCAUCGGGCUCAACGCCAACGCCUACAGAGCCAUCAUGUACAGGGGGUACCCUGACGUCGGGAUAAUAGUUCGUUUUUUUCUAAUACCUUUCGGGGUUUCUGCGCUGUCGGGGCUGACCCACUCUUUGCGCGAAGACUUUCUGCUGGUGUUUCCCGUGGACCCCGUAGAGCUGCUGAUAGCCCUCACGGCCCCCACUGUGGUGGUUUGUUCUUUGAUGCUGGGGCGGGUGGUGUUGCUGCACCGGCUGCGGGUGCCGAUAACUCUGCGCAACUUCCUCUUGAACGGCAACAUUUACUCCUGA
Molecule: messenger RNA, 867 nt
Organism: Eimeria necatrix
Lineage: Eukaryota; Apicomplexa; Conoidasida; Eucoccidiorida; Eimeriidae
Exons: 3
Coding region: 1-867 (288 amino acids)
Source: RefSeq, a predicted model, not a curated record